This is a messenger RNA of Miniopterus natalensis, 7763 nucleotides long. NCBI's taxonomy places the organism in Eukaryota, Metazoa, Chordata, Mammalia, Chiroptera, Miniopteridae. The record is from RefSeq and is a predicted model, not a curated record.
CGGGGCAGAACCAUCCAGGAGAGCCGGAGCCCCGUACCGCCCCCCGCCCCGGCCGACACCCCCGAGGCCAGGACAAAAGCUCCCGCCGGUCGGAAGCGGGAGCCCCCGGCACAAGCCGUGCGCUUCCUGCCUUGGGCCACGCCGGGCCCGGAGGGCGCUGCUGUGCCCCAGGCCUUGGAGAAGAACAGGGCGGGGCCUGAGGCCGAGAAGAGGCUGCGCAGAGGGCCGGAGGAGGAUGGUCCCUGGGGGGCCUGGGACCGCAGAGGGACUCGUAGCCAGGGCAGAGGUCGCAGGGCCCGGCCCACCUCGCCUGAGCUCGAGUCUUCGGACGACUCUUAUGUGUCUGCUGGAGAAGAGCCCCUGGAGGCCCCCGUUUUUGAGAUCCCCUUGCAAGAUGCGGUGGUGGCCCCAGGGGCAGAUGUGCUGCUCAAGUGUAUCAUCACCGCCAACCCCCCUCCCCAAGUGUCCUGGCAGAAGGAUGGGUUGGCGCUGCGCAGUGAUGGCCACCUUCUCAUCCGGGCUGAGGGUGAGCGGCAUACCCUGCUGCUCCGGGAGGCCCGGACAGCUGAUGCCGGGAACUACAAAGCUACCGCUACCAACGAGCUGGGCCAGGCCAGCUGUGCUGCCACGCUGGCUGUGAAACCUGGUGGGUCCACAUCCCCUUUCAGCAGCCCCAUCACCUCUGACGAGGAGUACCUGAGCCCCCCAGAGGAGUUCCCAGAGCCUGGGGAGACCUGGCCCCAACCCCCCACCAUGAAGCUCAGUCCCAGCCAGAACCGCCGCUCCUCAGACACUGGCUCCAAGGCACCCCCCACCUUCAAGGUCUCCCUUAUGGACCAGUCAGUAAGAGAAGGCCAAGAUGUUACCAUGAGCAUCCGUGUGCAGGGGGAGCCCAAGCCCGUGGUCUCCUGGCUGAGAAACCGCCAGCCUGUGCGCCCAGACCAGCGGCGCUUUGCAGAGGAGGCAGAGGGUGGGCUGUGCCGGCUGAGGAUCCUGGCGGCUGAGCGGGGUGAUGCUGGCUUCUACACUUGCAAAGCAGUUAACGAGUAUGGCGCUCGGCAGUGUGAGGCCCGCCUCGAAGUCCGAGCACACCCUGAGAGCCGGUCCCUGGCCGUGCUGGCCCCCCUGCAGGACGUGGACGUGGGGGCCGGGGAAAUGGCGCUGUUUGAGUGCCUGGUGGCGGGCCCUGCUGACGUGGAGGUGGACUGGCUGUGCCGAGGCCGCCUGCUGCAGCCUGCGCUACUCAAAUGCAAGAUGCAUUUUGAUGGCCGGAAGUGCAAGCUGCUGCUCACCUCUGUGCAUGAGGACGACAGUGGAGUCUACACCUGCAAGCUCAGCACGGCCAAAGAUGAGCUGACCUGCAGCGCCCGGCUGACUGUGCGGCCCUCACUGACACCCCUGUUCACACGGCUGCUGGAGGACGUGGAGGUGCUGGAAGGCCGCACGGCCCGCUUUGACUGCAAGAUCAGUGGCACCCCACCUCCCUCUGUGACCUGGACUCAUUUUGGCCGCGCUGUGGAGGAGAGUGAGAACUUGCAUCUGCGGCAGGAUGGGGGUCUGCACUCGCUGCACAUUGCCCACGUGGGCAGCGAGGAUGAGGGGCUCUACGCGGUCAGUGCCACCAACACCCAUGGCCAGGCCCAUUGCUCGGCCCAGCUCUACGUAGAGGAGCCUCGGACGGCUGCCACUGGCCCCAGCUCGAAGCUGGAGAAGAUGCCAUCCAUCCCGGAGGAGCCGGAGCAUGGUGAACUAGAGCGGCUGUCCAUGCCCGACUUCCUGCGGCCCCUGCAGGACCUGGAGGUGGGACUGGCCAAGGAGGCCAUGCUGGAGUGCCAGGUGACUGGUCUGCCCUACCCCACAAUCAGCUGGUUCCACAACGGUCACCGUAUCCAGAGCAGUGAUGACCGGCGCAUGAUGCAGUACAGGGAUGUCCAUCGAUUGGUGUUCCCUGCUGUGGGACCUCAGCAUGCCGGUGUCUACAAGAGCGUCAUCGCCAAUAAGCUGGGCAAAGCUGCCUGCUACGCCCACCUCUAUGUCACAGAUGUGGUUCCAGGCCCCCCAGAUGGUGCCCCGCAGGUGGUGGCUGUGACCGGGAGGAUGAUCACACUCACAUGGAACCCACCCAGGAGUUUGGACAUGGCUAUCGACCCAGACGCUCUGACCUACACAGUGCAGCACCAGGUGCUGGGCUCGGACCAGUGGACGGCGCUGGCCACGGGCCUGCGGGAUCCUGGGUGGUCAGCCAUAGGGCUGCGUAAGGGGGUCCAGCACAUUUUCCGAGUCCUCAGUGCCACCAUCAAGAGCAGCAGCAAACCGUCACCGCCCUCGGAGCCUGUGCAGCUGCUGGAGCGAGGCCCGCCCCUGGAGGAGGCGCCCGCUGUGCUGGACAAGCCAGAUAUCGUAUAUGUGGUGGAGGGACAGCCUGCCAGUGUCACCGUCACCUUCAACCAUGUGGAGGCCCAGGUCGUCUGGAGGAGCUGCCGAGGGGCCCUCCUGGAGGCUCGGGCAGGUGUGUACGAGUUGAGCCAGCCAGAUGAUGACCAGUACUGUCUUCGGAUCUGCCGGGUUAGCCGCCGGGACAUGGGGACCCUCACCUGCACUGCCCGCAACCGCCACGGCACACAGGCCUGCUCGGUCACGCUGGAACUGGCAGAGGCCCCUCGCUUUGAGUCUAUCAUGGAGGACGUGGAGGUGGGGGCUGGGGAGACCGCUCGCUUUGCUGUGGUGGUUGAGGGGAAACCGCUGCCGGACAUCAUGUGGUACAAGGAUGAGGUGCUGCUGACCGAGAGCAGCCACGUGAGCUUCGUGUACGAGGAGAACGAGUGCUCCCUGGUGGUGCUCAGCACGGGGGCCCAGGAUGGAGGCGUCUACACCUGCACUGCCCGGAACCUGGCUGGAGAGGUCUUCUGCAAAGCAGAGCUGGCUGUGCGUUCAGCUCAGACAGCUAUGGAGGUGGAAGGGGCCGGGGAAGGUGAGGAGCAGCGAGGAAAGAGACUCAGCGACUUUUAUGACAUCCACCAGGAGAUCGGCAGGGGUGCCUUCUCCUACCUGCGGCGCGUGGUGGAACGUAACUCAGGCCUGGAGUUUGCAGCCAAGUUCAUCCCCAGCCAGGCCAAGCCAAAGGCAUCAGCGUGGCGGGAGGCCCGGCUGCUGGCCCGGCUCCAGCAUGACUGUGUCCUCUACUUCCAUGAGGCCUUCGAGAGGCGUCGGGGACUGGUCAUUGUCACCGAGCUCUGCACAGAGGAGCUGCUGGAGCGAAUGGCCAGGAAACCCACCGUGUGUGAGUCUGAGAUCCGGGCCUAUAUGCUGCAGGUGCUAGAGGGAAUAUGCUACUUGCACCAGAACCAUGUGCUGCACCUGGAUGUCAAGCCUGAGAACCUGCUGGUGUGGGACGGUGCAGAGGGUGAAGAACAGGUGAGGAUCUGUGACUUCGGAAAUGCCCAGGAGCUGACUCCGGGGGAGCCCCAGUACUGCCAGUAUGGCACACCUGAGUUUGUGGCGCCCGAGAUUGUCAACCAGACCCCUGUGUCCGGAGUCACUGACAUCUGGCCCGUGGGCGUUGUUGCCUUCCUCUGUCUCACGGGAAUCUCCCCAUUCGUUGGGGAAAAUGAUCGGACGACAUUGAUGAACAUCCGAAACUACAACGUGGCCUUUGAGGAGACGACAUUCCUGAGCCUGAGCCGGGAGGCCCGGGGCUUCCUCAUCAAAGUGCUGGUGCAGGAUCGGCUGAGGCCUACCGCAGAGGAGACCCUAGAACAUCCUUGGUUCAAAACACAGGCAAAGGGCGCAGAGGUGAGCACGGAUCACCUGAAGCUAUUCCUCUCCCGGCGCAGGUGGCAGCGCUCGCAGAUCAGCUACAAGUGCCACCUGGUGCUGCGCCCCAUCCCUGAACUGCUUCGGGCACCCCCGGAGCGGGUGUGGGUGGCCGUGCCCAGAAGAACGCCACCCAGUGGGGGGCUCUCCUCCUCCUCUGACUCUGAAGAGGAGGAGCUGGAGGAGCUGCCUUCAGUGCCCCGACCACUGCAGCCCGAGUUCUCAGGCUCCCGAGUGUCCCUCACUGACAUUCCCACUGAGGACGAGGCCCUGGGCACCCCAGAGGCUGGGGCUGCCACCCCCAUGGAGUGGCAGGAGCAGGGAAGGGCCACCUCUCAGGACCAGCAUGCCCCCAGCCCUCCGGCCCUCCCCUCCCCAGGCCAGGAGCCUCCCGCCGGGUCCAGCCCCCGGCGGGGAGAGCUCCGGAGGGGCAGCUCAGCUGAGAGCGCCCUGCCCCGGGCUGGGCUGAGGGAGCCGGGCCGGGGCCUGCAAAAGGCCGCGUCUGUGGAACUGCCACAGCGCCGGAGCCCCAGCCCGGGGGCCACCCGCCUGACCCGGGGAGGCCUGGGUGAGGGUGAGUAUGCCCAGAGGCUUCAGGCCCUGCGCCAGCGGCUGCUGCGGGGAGGCCCUGAGGAUGGCAAGGUCAGCGGCCUCAGGGGGCCCCUGCUAGAGAGCCUGGGGAGCCGUGCCCGGGACCCCCGGCUGGCGCGGGCUGCCUCCAGCGAGGCAGCACCCCGCCACCAGCCUCCGCCAGAGACUCGGGGCCUGCAGAAGAGCAGUAGCUUCUCUCAGGGGGAGGCAGAGCCCCGGGGCCGGCACCGCCGUGCUGGGGCGCCCCUCGAGAUCCCUGUGGCCCGGCUUGGGGCCCGCAGACUACAGGAGUCUCCCUCCUUGUCUGCCCUCAGCGAGACUCAGCCAUCCAGCCCCGUGCAGCCCAGUGCCCUGAAACCCGGUGCCCGCAAACAGAGCGCCCCCAAGUCUUCAGAGCCUCCUGCCGCCACACCCAGUGCUGCUGCUCAGCCUUUGGCGUCCCAGCCUGCCCACGAGAAGGCCCCAGAGUCCAAGGCAGACCCAGUCCCCGCCCCCAAGCCCACACAGCCCCCCGUGGCUCUGCAAACUCCAGCGGCCCCCCUCACACCCUACGCCCAGAUCAUUCAGUCGCUGCAGCUGGCCGGCCACGCACAAGGCCCUCAGCGGCUCAGCUCCACGCUGGAGCGGCUGUCCAGCCGGUUGCAGCGCAGCGGCAGCAGCGAGGACUCGGGGGGCACGUCGGGCAGAAGCACGCCGCUGUUCGGACGGCUGCGCAGGGCCACGUCCGAGGGCGAGAGCCUGCGGCGCCUGGGCCUCCCGCACAACCAGCUGGCCGCUCAGGCGGGCGCCGCCACGCCUUCCGAGGAGUCCCUGGGCUCCGAGGCCAGCGGCACGUCCGGCGGCUCCGCUCCUGCUGAAAGCCGGAGCCGGCUGCGCUGGGGCCUCUCUCGACUGAGAAAGGACAAGGGGUCAUCACAGCCAAACCUCUCUGCCAGCGUCCAGGAGGAUUUGGGUCACCAGUAUGUGCGCAGCGAAUCAGACUUCCCCCCAGUCUUCCACAUCAAACUCAAGGACCAGGUGCUGCUGGAGGGAGAGGCAGCCACCCUGCUCUGCCUGCCGGCAGCCUGCCCUGCACCCCACAUCUCCUGGAUGAAAGACAAGCAGUCCCUGCGGUCAGAACCCUCAGUGGUCAUCGUGUCCUGCAAAGAUGGACGGCAGUUGUUGAGCAUCCCUCGGGCGGGCAAGCGGCAUGCUGGGCUCUAUGAGUGCUCAGCCACCAAUGUCCUAGGCAGCGUCACCAGCUCCUGUACCGUGGCUGUGGCCCGUGUCCCAGGGAAGCUAGCCCCUCCCGAGGUGCCCCAGACCUACCAGGACACAGCGCUGGUGCUCUGGAAGCCAGGAGACAGCCGGGCACCCUGCACGUACACACUGGAGCGGCGGGUGGAUGGGGAGUCUUCCUGGCACUCAGUGAGCUCAGGCAUCCCUGACUGUUACUACAAUGUGACCCACCUACCAAUCGGUGUGACCGUGAGGUUCCGAGUGGCCUGUGCCAACCGUGCUGGACAAGGGCCUUUCAGCAACCCUUCUGAGAAGGUCCUCGUCAGGGGCACGCAAGAUUCCUCAGCUCUGCUACCUGCUGCUCACCGAGACACCCCUGUUACCUCAGGGCCAGCCAGGGCCCCACCUCCGGACUCUCCUACCUCACUGGCCCCGUCCCCAACCACCCCUGCAGCUCCUGGUCCCACAGGCCCCCAGUCAGCUGCUCUCAGCCCCUCAUCUCCCCCCACACCCCCCACCAAGGCCUUGUCCUCACUCAAGGCUGUGGGUCCACCACCCCCAACUCCCCCACGAAAGCACAGAGGCCUGCAGGCUGCCCGGCAAGCAGAGCCCUCCCCACCCAGUGCCCAGGUCGCCCCAAGUGAGCCCAAGUCUUCCAUCCCUGACACUGGGACCCCGAUCCCAGCCUCUAUUCCUCAAGAGGUUAAACCAGCGUCUUCCUCUACUCCCCUGUAUAUGGUGACCUCCUUUGUGUCUGUACCACCAGCCCCCGAGCCCCCAGCCCCNNAGCCCCCUCCCCAGCCCACCAAGGUAACUGUUCGGACCCUCAGUUCAGCCAAGGAGAUGGUCAGCUCCCCUGGGGGUGGUCCCCGCAGCUCUCCGGGGCCAGAGGGCACCACUCUUCGACAGGGCCCCCCUCAGAAACCCUACACCUUCCUGGAGGAGAAGGCCAGGGGCCGCUUUGGUGUAGUGCGCGCGUGCCGGGAGAAUGCUACCGGGAGAACGUUUGUGGCCAAGAUUGUGCCCUAUGCAGCUGAGGGCAAGCGGCGAGUCCUGCAGGAGUAUGAAGUGCUGCGGACGCUGCACCACGAGCGGCUCAUGUCCCUGCACGAGGCCUACAUCACCCCACGUUACCUCGUGCUCAUCGCUGAGAGCUGCGGCAACCGGGAGCUCCUAUGUGGGCUCAGCGACAGGUUCCGAUAUUCAGAGGAUGACGUGGCCACCUAUGUGGUGCAGCUGCUACAAGGCCUGGACUACCUCCACGGCCAUCACGUGCUGCACCUGGACAUCAAGCCAGACAACCUGCUGCUGGCCCCUGACAACGCCCUCAAGAUCGUGGACUUCGGCAGUGCCCAGCCCUACAACCCCCAGGCCCUGCAGCCCCUUGGCCACCGCACGGGCACGCUGGAGUUCAUGGCUCCUGAGAUGGUGAAGGGAGACCCCAUCGGCUCCGCCACAGACAUCUGGGGAGUAGGUGUGCUCACUUACAUCAUGCUCAGUGGACGCUCUCCAUUCUAUGAGCCAGACCCCCAGGAAACAGAGGCUCGUAUUGUGGGGGGCCGCUUUGAUGCCUUCCAGUUGUACCCCAACACCUCCCAAAGCGCCACCCUCUUCUUGCGAAAGGUCCUCUCAGUACAUCCCUGGAGCCGGCCCUCCCUGCAGGACUGCCUGGCCCACCCGUGGCUGCAGGACGCUUACCUGAUGAAGCUGCGUCGCCAGACACUCACCUUCACCACCAGCCGGCUCAAGGAGUUCCUGGGUGAGCAGCGGCGUCGCAGGGCCGAGGCUGCCACCCGUCACAAGGUGCUGCUCCGCUCCUAUCCAGGCAGCUCCUAGUGGCUUGGACCACAGCCUGGCCCCAGGCUUCCACUCGGGGCUCCCGCUGAUGCUGCGGGACAUUCCAGGGCCCAUGCUGAGCCGGAUGGGCUCAGGGCUUCGUACACCACCAGCAGCAACAUCCGGCCGGGCUAUUACCUCAUGGACCUGAGGGGACAGAGGCCCCGGGCUUCGGCCAGUGCCACCAGGCCAGAGCCAGAGCUGGAGACUCACUGGCCAGGCUGGGUGGAGUGGGGAGCAGGAAGAAGGGCAAGAACAGAAUGGGGAAGUGAGAGAAAGGGAUGGGAGACUCUAGGAAGGUUUUG